Molecule: messenger RNA, 1107 nt
Organism: Jaculus jaculus (lesser Egyptian jerboa)
Lineage: Eukaryota; Metazoa; Chordata; Mammalia; Rodentia; Dipodidae
Gene: Rmdn1
Product: regulator of microtubule dynamics 1
Exons: 10
Coding region: 78-1013 (311 amino acids)
Cellular component (GO): spindle microtubule; mitotic spindle pole; cytoplasm
Molecular function (GO): microtubule binding
Source: RefSeq, a predicted model, not a curated record
GCGAAGCCCUACUUAACUUCCGUCCCACCCUCGUUACACCUACCCCACGUGAACGGUGUUCUGGUGCUGGGCCGGUCAUGGCGCAGGUUCUGCGGCUAUGUCGAUCUCUCCACUGGCGGCGCGUGCCAGUCCAGAGCCUCUGGUACCUGACGAGGACUUCCGGCCGCCGCGGGCUCUGCGGCCGUGGCCUCUCCCGUGGCUCCGAGGUGAUAGGAAACUCAAGAACUUUCAAAAGAGGCCUUUUAUUCUCAAUCUUGUCAUAUUUGGGUUUUGAAACCUAUCAAGUCCUUUCUCAGGUUGCUGUGGUUCAUGCUACAGCCAAAGAAGUUAAAGAAGUUCUUGAACAAGCAGACUACUUGUAUGAAAGUGGAGAAACAGAAAAAUUGUAUCAAUUGCUUUCCCAGUACAAGGAAAGUGAUGAUGCAGAGUUGUUAUGGCGUUUGGCAAGAGCAUCACGUGAUAUAGCUCAGCUUAGUAGGACUUCAGAAGAAGAAAAAAAACGUUUGGUAUAUGAAGCCCUAGAGUAUGCAAAACGUGCACUAGAAAAAAAUGAAUCAAGUUUUGCUGCUCAUAAGUGGUAUGCAAUCUGCAUUAGUGACAUUGGAGAUUAUGAAGGCAUCAAGGUUAAGAUUGCAAAUGCCUACAUUAUCAAGGAGCACUUUGAGAAAGCAAUUCAACUGAACCCUAAAGAUGCAACGUCAAUCCACCUUAUGGGUAUCUGGUGUUAUACAUUUGCUGAAAUGCCUUGGUAUCAGAGAAGAAUUGCUCAAAUGCUGUUUGCAAAUCCUCCUAGUUCCACAUAUGAGGAGGCCUUGGGAUACUUUCACAGAGCAGAGCAAGUGGAUCCAAACUUCUACAGCAAAAACUUGCUACUUUUAGGGAAGACAUACUUGAAGCUGAACAACAGAAAGCUUGCUGCUUUCUGGCUAAUAAAAGCCAAGGACUACCCUGCACAUACAGAGGAAGACAAACAGAUACAGACAGAAGCUGCUCAGUUACUUACAGGAUUGUGACGACAGCUGAGAACUUUUCAAAGAAGAAAAUACAUGAUAUACCUAGUAAAUUUUGCCUUGUCAUUCAGUUAUAAAGAUGAUACAUUAACCAUAA